Messenger RNA from Equus quagga, 6710 nucleotides. RefSeq names its product A-kinase anchoring protein 1 (gene AKAP1). The coding region runs from base 301 to 2916 and encodes 871 amino acids. The record is from RefSeq and is a predicted model, not a curated record. Gene Ontology annotation, molecular function: RNA binding. The transcript is spliced from 11 exons. Lineage: Eukaryota; Metazoa; Chordata; Mammalia; Perissodactyla; Equidae.
AUGCUUGGAGAGGCUGUGGUCUGGACGCUUCGGGGGCGGGCUUUCCACCGCUUCAACUGUUUUGCGCCCUGGGAUGCGGUUCCUCCUGUUUCCUCUCCAAGGGAGGCUUAAGGAAGGAAAGGAGCUGGUGGUGGUGGGCGGUGCCGACCCGAUCUGAGACAGCUUGGAAGCCCUGGGCGUUUCGCGAUCUUCCUCUCCGGUGGAGAUGCCCAGGUUGGUGGGCGCCUUCCUGCUCCUCGGCCGCCGCUAUCACAAACCCGGUGGACUUCGCUUCAGGUGUAAUUGCUUCAAGCCCGCAGGAUGGCCAUCCAGUUCCGUUCGCUUUUCCCCUUGGCGUUGCCUGGAAUGCUGGCGCUCCUCGGCUGGUGGUGGUUUUUCUCUCGUAAAAAAGAGCAUAUUAGCAGCCAUGACGAACAGGUGGAGGCCAGUGCCGUGGAGCUGAGGCCGGACCCUGCCCUCAGUGAACCACUCCCUGGGGAAGACGCCUGCCCUGGAGUAGUGUCCACACCCCCCAGCGUCACACAGCCGCCAGAGAAGGAGCUGUCCACCGCGAGCAGUCCUUCCACGGAGCCCCCAGCCUUGCUGCGGGUGCAUCCAGCCUGUCGCAGAUCAGAGUCCUCAGGCAGCCUUCCUAAUGCCACGGACAUGAGAUUUCGACCGGGAAUGCGCAAAGACGACAGUACAAGGGUAGAACUAGCCCUGACGGGUGAUGAAGCCAAGUCUGUUCCUCCAGAGUGUCCCUCUCCAUCCCUGAAGGGUGUUCUGUUCCCCCAUGAAGCAGUUGAGGCAUGUAAGCGAGAGUCCACUUUCAGCAGGACAGCAGGGCGGGGCCAGCAAGGUGGCGCAGCCCCCAAUGAGAAGCUUGGCCUCGGAGAGAAGGCAAGAGAGACAGGCGGGGCUGAAGGCACUGGUGACGCAGUGUUGGGAGAAAACUUGCCGGAAGAAGGUAUGUUGUCCCAGGAGCAUGGCUCUGAAUUGCAGAACGGCAAGGCUCCCCGCCCAGCUCCCUUGGGAGGAGGGGGAGAGGAAGGGAAGAGCAGCCCGCCCCCGCUGGAGGAGGAUGCAGCAGGGAAGUUGUUGAGUAGCUUCGAGUCAGCUCAUGUGGAGCUGGCGAAGGAUGAUGAGACGCCGGCACCCCAGGUCAGAGGUGGCAGAGCUCGGGAUGGAGACUUCACAGGAGAACUGCGCAAAGAAGAGACGUUGGAUAAAAAUGAGAAGAUUGAGCAGGCUGCCUUCGAGAUCAUCUCCAAAGUGAUCGUGGAGGCAACUGAAGAAGUGCUGGCCACCACGAUGGGCAAGAUUGCAGGUCGGGUGUAUCAGGCUUCAGCUGGUCAGCUCCAAGGGCAGAGGGAGGAGAGCUGUGCCCUGGUCAGCCAGAAAACCUCCCUGGGGCAAGAUGCCGGGGAGCCCACUCUGGCCACAGCAGAGGCAGCCACAGGCCCGUCAGACGCUGCCCUGCCCUCUCCAGGCCUGCCGGCAGAGGACCUGUCACCACCAAAGACCUAUGUGAGCUGCCUGACCAGCCCUCUGUCCAGCCCCACCAAGGAUGGGAAGCCAAAGAGCUCCGCAUACCACAUCUCCCUGGCCCCCUGCCCACCAUCGGCCACCCUCCCCAGAGAGUCGCUAGACGAGGCGAAUGUCCUGGUGGAAGAUGCGGGCUGUGUCACCUGCAUGUCCGACAACUGCCAGGGUGGCCCGACUUCAGUGGCCUCCUCUGGGCAGUGCUCAGAUUCUGUCAGCACUUCAGGGCUCGAAGACUCUUGUGCUGAGACCAACUUGAGCCCCAGGGACAAGGCCAUCACCCCGCCGCUGCCAGAAAGUACUGUACCCUUCAGUAAUGGGGUGCUGAAGGGAGAGUUGUCAGACUUGGGGACUGAGGAUGGAUGGCCUGUGGAUGCGGAAGCAGAUCAUUCGGGAGGUUCAGACGGGAACAGCAUGGAUUCGGUGGAUGGCUGCUGCGGCCUCAGGAAGACGGACGGUUUCCAGAAUGCCCAGGCAGGCUCCACUCCUAACAAGGUCGACCUCAUCAUCUGGGAGAUUGAGGUGCCAAAGCACCUAGUCGGUCGGCUAAUUGGCAAGCAGGGACGGUAUGUGAGUUUUCUGAAGCAAACAUCUGGUGCCAAGAUCUACAUCUCAACCCUGCCUUACACCCAGAACAUCCAGAUCUGCCACAUAGAAGGCUCUCAGCAUCACGUAGACAAAGCACUGAACUUGAUUGGGAAGAAGUUCAAGGAACUGAACCUCACCAAUAUCUACGCUCCCCCACUGCCUUCACUGGCACUGCCUUCUCUCCCAAUGACUUCCUGGCUCAUGCUCCCCGACGGCAUCACUGUGGAGGUGAUCGUGGUCAACCAGGUCAAUGCUGGGCACCUGUUUGUGCAGCAGCACACGCACCCUACCUUCCACGCGCUGCGCAGCCUGGACCAGCAGAUGUACCUCUGCUACUCCCAGCCUGGAAUCCCUACCUUGCCCACCCCAGUGGAAAUAACGGUCAUCUGUGCUGCCCCUGGUCUGGAUGGUGCCUGGUGGCGAGCCCAAGUGGUAGCCUCCUACGAGGAGACCAACGAAGUCGAGAUUCGCUACGUGGACUACGGCGGCUAUAAGAGAGUGAAAGUGGACGUGCUCCGGCAAAUCCGGUCUGACUUUGUGACCCUGCCGUUCCAGGGAGCAGAGGUCCUUCUGGACAGCGUGAUGCCCCUGUCAGAUGACGACCACUUUUCACCUGAGGCGGAUGCAGCUAUGAGCGAGAUGACAGGAAACACUGCCCUGCUGGCUCAGGUGACAAGUUACAGCCCGAAUGGCCUUCCUCUGAUUCAGCUAUGGAGUGUGGUUGGAGAUGAAGUGGUGUUGAUAAACCGGUCGCUGGUGGAGCGAGGACUUGCUCAGUGGGUAGACAGCUACUACUCGAGCCUCUGACCCCGUCCUCACAGCCGCUGCUGGAGUCCUUUUUGCACUGUUGAAAUUGGGCUUGGCACUCAAGGCAAAGACUUUACAUCAGAAUAACAAACGUUGUCCUCCCCAGAAAGUCCUUUUUUUCAUACUGUAGUCACGUUAAGACAUUUUGUCUCUGAGACAAGGAAGGAAUGGUGGGUUCUCUUCAAGCCAUAGGAUGAUGUUUAACAAGCCAGUUGGUUUAACCUGGUUCCAAGCUGUUAAAAAAAAAAAAGUGGAAGAAAACAAUCUCAACCAGAUUGUCCUAUUUCCCCUUUAUUCCUUCCCGCCUCCCCUACCCAAACCCAAACCUGCUGUAGCAGACAGACCAAGGAAUGUGUUGCUUGCUCGAGAGGGUUUCUUCUGCUUUAAAAUCUUUCUUCAGGGAGCAAGACAUGAAUUAACUAACUGGUAUCGAUCACUUAUACCGCUCACGUAAAUGAAUUUAUGAUGUUUAACCAGUUUUUAUAAACUUCAUCUAGGUCUCUCAGAAGGCAGACUUUUUAAUGCAUAUGUAGAUACCAGGCAGUCACGCCUCUGGCCUUGGUCCGUCAGGGAGGGAACUGUUAUCUUGCCAAGCCUGGUUGUAAUUUGUAACCAUUUUCUAUUUGUGCAAACUCUGUAAAUAUGUGUUUAAAAAAAUGUAAUAUUUUGUAUAAGAUACACUGGAGAACAAAGGGAACUCAAGAUUUUUCCACAGCCCAUGUCACCUGUGAGCAGAAGUUACUUCUGCAGAGGACAGCUGCCCAUCCCAGCUCCUGCCACGGGCUCGGCUCCGUGGCUCCUGCAGACUGGACGUGCCGACUGUAUGGGGUAGAUUGAUCCUGGGAUUUUUUUUUUUUCCUGUUUUGCUGUACAAAUUUGUUAAAAAAAAAUAAGCAACUCAUUGAAUUACCUUGCAGUGGUGUGCGUUUGAUUCUUUUUUAGACUGGCUUCAGCAUUGUGCGGUUUAAAAUAAGUCACUUAAACUUAGAUAAAUCUUGGACUGUGUACAUGAUAGCUUGGAGUACAUUUUCUCCAUGGUGAAAAAGAUGGGGGUGGGUGUGAGUGUGGUGGGCUUGGAGGAGCCCGUCUAAAGGAGACCCAUGGCUCGUUGAAGAUAAAGUUUAGCCAGCAAUGUCCAUCGGGUGUUUCCCCUCCUUGCCCCACCAGGUGGCAGCUGAGCUUCCCCUGGCUAUCCCCAGUGAAUGUCUCAAAUAGCCAGGCUUCCAAAAUUGUUUGGCUGUGCAUUCUUAAUAGGUCUGUGAAGUUUUUAAUCUACUGUAUUGGUAGGAGGGAUGUAAAAAAUGCAUCUAUCUGCAUGGUGAGAGCAGAACAAAGUCUUCACUUAACGGUCCCUCCUCUUAAAGGCAGGCUCUGACCCUUUGGCCCAGGCCUCCGGGGGUCUCUAGAGAGCAGCGAUAGCCUGAGGGUCCUUCAUGCUAAAGGCAUCCUCCCACAGAGCUGCAGCCACUCUCCCUGCUGCUUAAAAGCCUCAGUUUCCCUCAUCUGGAGGAUCAGAUAAUGGUACCCACCCCAUAAGGUGAUGAAGUGAAAUCGUGGAAGUGUCCUCUGCUUGUGUGGAGAUUGGCCCACAGCCUGCUCUUAUGUGGUCUUAGCUGCUAGGAGCCCUAAGUCCCGCUGGUCAUUGACUUUGGCUAAGUCUUGUUACACCCAGGUUGAAGCUUUUUCUGUACAACUCGGCUUUGCUGGAGCAGAAAAAGGUGUUUGGGAGCCUUCAAACUAGUGUGGGGAGAACUCGCAAAGCUUGGUGUCCAGAUUUGUCCUUUAUCUUUGGGAGCCAUUGAGGGGUUUUAAACAGAGGGAACCACAGGAUUCUGGUGCAGGGAGGAGGAUGGGUGAGGUGGAUGGUGGAUCAAAGCCAGGAUGGUCCAGAUGAGAGAGGGGCUUCCUCUGGGGUGGUCCUGGGGCAGCAAGUGAUAGGGUCAGGAUCCUUGGGUAAAACUCCCCGGGCUGGCGGGGGAGGGCGGUGAGGAUGAGGAAGUGGGCUGCUGCUGGUGUCUCGGGUCUUACAGUGUUAGCCUUCAAGGAUGGGUCCGUUAAACAAGGUUUUGUGUAUACGGGAGGAAAAGCGAGUUGAGGUUGGUGAAGGGCACAUACUCUUUGAAUAAACUCUGUCUCAGAUUGUUGUGGGCCUUCGGUUAUUCCAGAGUUCUGAAAAGGUUGAUUUGGACCAUUUUGCCAGUAAUCUUGUUGCUUUGACGGAGGAGCAGAUUCAUGGAAGUCUAGCCCCACCAUUCUGGAUGUUGGCCCUCCGGGUGAACACAUUUUAGACAUGUUCUUUGAAUUACCUGUGGGCCAUGCAGGGGACAGCUUGCGGGUGGUUUGAAAACUCGUGGGAGAAGCUGGUGCUGGAGAGAUUUGGUGAUCUGUCCAGGCGCAGGAGAGAGAGGUGGGAUGCUGGACGUAGGGGGGCUUCCAACCUGUGCUCAUCCGGGUGUUUGUGUCGACUACUUCCCCUCUGGUCCUUGGGGCCCUGCUAGGUACGAGAGGAGUGGCCGGUCCUCAUAGGGUGCCAGCGUGGAGGCUGGGUUUUGGAGCUACUGCGACACCUCAUACAACCUCAGUGAUGCCACUUAGAGGCAUCAUCUAGCCAUUAUGGGCCUGAGAUAGAACAAGAUUAAUAGCUAGAGUUCUGGAGAGCUCACUGUGUCCAACGCCAUGCUGUUUAACAGGUAAUACUUGGUCCUCAUGACACCCAAGAGGGGAAGGGAUUGAUGCCGGACGUGGAAGAUGGUGAUGUUAGAAGGUGGUUUUGGGUGGAGUGGAGCUGAGACUCGGAGCUGGGCUGCUGUCUGUGCUGGGUUCUCUUAACCACGGCUCCCCUGAAGUAGCCUGGGGGUGAUUGUGCCUCAUUCCUCAUCCCCAAAUAAAUGCCACGGUGGUUAAAUGAUCAGCCCGUAGGAAAGUUUUGAACUGAGAAUGGGAAAAACACUAUCACAGGAGAGAUUAAUUACUUUGCGUAUAUAAAAGCUAAAAUUUAAGGAAUGUAAACAAAGCCGGGAGAAACUUGUAGGAUCUAGACUGAAGAGUGAGCAUUUUAAAAUCUGUGAUGGAAUAAAAGGAAAACGAAGUCUCCGUUGGAAGGUGUCAAAAGGUAUGAACAAAAAAUAGAAAGUCUGGAUUGUUUCUAAAUCAGCGCUGUCCUAUAGAAAUACAGUAUGAGCCAUGUGUGUAAUUUAAAAUUUUCUAGGAGCCUCAAUAAAAAGGAGAAAGAAACAGGUGAAAUUAAUUUUGAUAAUUGUUUAACCCAGUAUCUCAUUUCAGCAUGUAAUGGACAUUAGAAAUAUUACUGAGAUAUUUUACAGUAUUUUCAUACUAAGUCUUUGGAAUCUCAUGUGCAUAUUUUAUACUUCCGGCCUGUCUCUUCAGACUAACCGCAGCUCAGGUGCUCAACAGCCGCAGGUGGCUCAGGAGGGGAUGCCACACUGGCCGGCGUGGGACUAGGCUACCCCAUGGAUCACCACACCCAAACCAACAGCCUUACAUCUAUGUUCUUAUCUUAUCAAAAAGUUCUAGGUUCUCUUGCACAAUUGUUUUUCCAGAUGAACUUGAGAAUGAUUUUGGGGGGAGGGGAUCAUGGCAGAUGUUCUAUCAACAAUUUAAAAUAAUGCAUAUUAUUGGUUUGGUAUAAAGUUUUAUGUAAUCUAUUAAAUUGGGCUUGUGAAGUAUUAAAAUCUCUUGUUUUUCUUUCUUGCCCUCUCCCUCGUUUUUUUGGUCUGUAUUAUCUGUCCAUUUCUAAGAAAAGUACAUUAAAUGAUUCUGGUAUUGUCACGUUU